AAAAUGAUGAGUCACUGGAGCUCAUGCUGCCAGAGGAUGCGGUGUCCGACCUGGAAAACAGCCCCAAGUUUGUGGAGUCAGAAGACCUGGACUCUCUGCCGAAGAGGCAGUUCAAGACAGCUGAGAUCGCAGAUGCAGUGAUGGGAACCGAAGCUCCCAUCGAUCCAUCCGACAUCGAGUCCCUAUUCCCCAAAAAUGUGAAAGACUUCCAGUCAGGCUUCUCUCCACCUUGUGAUGAGAACAGCGCUCAGUGCGGUUCAGCUGCUCUGGCUGCUAAAGAAGCCUCACAGGAGGACAGCAGCGAAACGUCACAGCAGAUCACUCUUGACAUAGUGCGUGCGGACAUCACGCCAACCGAAGAGCAGAACACCACAGAGACCGCCAAGACGUAUAAGGUCAACUGCGACAAGAGGAACAUCACAGGAAUGGACAUUUUUACUGUGCAGGUCCUCAACGCGUCACAG
Messenger RNA from Plectropomus leopardus (leopard coralgrouper), 464 nucleotides. Lineage: Eukaryota; Metazoa; Chordata; Actinopteri; Perciformes; Serranidae. The record is from RefSeq and is a predicted model, not a curated record.